Nematolebias whitei (Rio pearlfish) is the source of this 4967-nucleotide messenger RNA. RefSeq names its product KAT8 regulatory NSL complex subunit 1. Bases 519 to 3791 code for a protein of 1090 amino acids. The record is from RefSeq and is a predicted model, not a curated record. NCBI's taxonomy places the organism in Eukaryota, Metazoa, Chordata, Actinopteri, Cyprinodontiformes, Rivulidae. Gene Ontology annotation, molecular function: histone acetyltransferase binding. The transcript is spliced from 15 exons. Gene Ontology annotation, cellular component: NSL complex.
CGAGAGCAGCUAGCCGCCAUUUUCUAAGCGUCUCUCCCUAAAACGAGAGAAAAAGGCUCGCCGCGAACCGCCUCCCGGAUUACGUUUCUGUCCCCGGGAAGCGGGCCUCUCGCCCCAGGACUGCCGUGGGGUCGCCCACGCUUCAAGUAAUUCUGGUUCGGACGGACCGUUUCGCGGCCCUUGGCUUAUAUUCGCCGCGGCGGCGAGGCGAGCGAGGUGUAGAUCGUUGAUUCGCCCAGCCAUUGCCGAAUCCGGAACGAAGCCGAGCCGAGCUCCGAAACCCGGGGCCCUUUUUCGUGUUCUGGUUGGAUUCUUUAUAUUUUUGUGAUUUAUUCAUGGCAGAGUGAUCGAGUGAAGCCUCGUGUAUUUGUGUUAGUGGCUUUUUUUUUUAACCCAAACUGCAGGGGACUGUUGCCGAAAUUCCCUCGGAUAGUGCAACCUCGUCACGUGGCUGUCCUCAGGUGGGGCAGUAAGCGGGUGGAGUGGAGCAGGCCGCGGUGCCCGUCCCUCUGCACUGCAUGGCUGCGAUGGCGCCCGCUCUCACUGACGCCCCAGCCGAAGCUCACCACAUCCGCUUCAAACUGGCUGCCCCAUCCUCGAGUUUCUCACCAGCCAGCGCAGAGAACAACGGUAACGCCAGCAACAUCCUCAUCCACAGCAGCGGCCCCGCCAAGUGCAAGGUCGGCACCGAAGACUGCCCUCUUGACUUCUGCGGCGGCGACCAGGAGCAGCAGCAGCAGCCGCCCCAAGCUGACCCCGUGUCCCAGGCCUCGGCCUUGGGCAAACUCCAGCCCCUAGUGGCUUCGUAUUUAUGCUCUGAUGUGACAUCGGUCCCUGCAACCAAGGAGUCAAUCAAGCUGCAAGGAGUCCUCCUCAAACAGUCUGUGCUGAAGAACCACAGAAUACUGCCCAGCUCCCUGCUCAACGGCGGGGGAGACUUCCUCCUGAGGAAGAGGCAGGCCAUAGAACUGUCAGGCGGUCAGCUGAAAAGCCUCAUGAGCGGCAGCACAAACGGGAGUGGCCAGUCCAUGACACCUGUCAACGGCCUGGCCAGGAAGCUGGCCACCAUGUCGGGCUCGGGCUGUGUGGUAGCGGUGAACGGUGAGAAGCCUCCUGCUGCCACAGACUCUCAGUCCCAGAAUCUGCAGCUGGACUCGGAGACCUUUACAGCUACCAUAUCAGGCCACAUCCCGGUCAAAGAAAACCUCAAACAGAAGAGUUCUGCCGGAGCUUCUCAAAAUGCAGAUGGGAAUAACCUUGAACCACCUGUGCUUCAUUCUGCUGCUCUACCCCCCUUUACCCAGGACAACCCGAACCCCUCUGAGCGAGUUUGUUUGGAAGAGGGCAGUUCACAAACGAGUACUGGUCAGACACAUGCCUCUGAUGGGGAGAGGCCGGGCAGCAGCCAGCAGAGCUCCCCAACCUGCACAGCUGCACCCGAGUCGCCUCUGCCGUGCGGUUCCUCCUCGGACAGCCUGGACGCUCACGUUCGAGAGCGCACGCUUCUCAGCGGCAGGCGACAAGCCGAGAUCGAAAACAGACUACGGCGUCUGCGCAAACGUCUUCAGGUGGUGCAGGCCAAGCAGGUGGAGCGGCACAUCCAGCAGCAGCUGGGUGGCUUCUUGGACUCGGCUCUUAGCAGGCUACGAGCCGGCAGCCGUAAAUCAGAGGUGGCCCCGUCUUCGGCCUCGUGGAGGAGCGGGCGCCACUCGUCCUCGAACAACAGAGACGGCCUCAGUCGGUUCCUGAAGAGCGGCUCCAUGCCCCUGGAGCUGGAGAAGCUGUAUCUGAGUGGAUCGGCCAACCUUCAUUCAGCUGAAAGCGCCUUUGACUCAGACGUAACGGAAAGCAGCUCUGGUGGGGACUCUGACCUGGAGGACGACGAGCUGUCCAGGGUGGACGUUGAGCAGCGACAUGUCAAAAUAUGGAAACGAGCGGAGAGUCGCUACACGGUGGAGAGAGCCGCCAUCAUCAGCCACUGGAACUGGCUCCAGGCCCACAUCUCGGACCUGGAGUACCGCAUCCGGCAGCAGACGGACAUCUACAGACAGAUCCGCGCCGGCAAGGGCUCGGUGGAGCUGGGCGGCGCCGCCCCCUGCAGCGCCACGCCGACGGGCGGGACGGAAACAAAGACGGAGGCUGCGAACACUCAGGACGACGGCGCAGAACGGCUGGAGAACCCGAGCCUCGCCCACAUCAGCAGCACCGAGCCGGGCCCGUGGAAAGGUCCGACCGGGCAGCCGGUGAACGGCGUCCUCAGCAGGAUGGCGGACGGCGCCGACCCGAAGCUCCAGGCCCUCGACGGCACGUGCGUGGCGGCUCGCACGCGGCCGCUGCUCGGCUGCCGGCGGCGGCGGCUCGUUCAGCCCAACACGGUGACCAACCUCAACGGGAAGGCCUCGAGGAGCAGCUGUGUCCCGUGCGCCUGCAGGGUGAACCCCGGCUGCGUGACCUGCGGUGGCUGGCCCACCCCCAGAGAGGAGCCCCAGUACGAGCUGCCCACCCUGGAGCGCCUGUCAAGGCUGGAUCUUGGCGUCCACCCCAUCCUGUCCUUCUCUGACGACGUGUCGGUCGGCCUGCGUCUGCAGCAGGUCAUGAAGAGUCAGUGGCAGACGAAGUCGCUGGAGAGGAGCAAACCGCUGAAGAAGCUCUCGCUCAAAAACAAGCUGUCCUCGUCCAAAGAGAAGCACAAGUUCACCAACUCGCUCAUGGCUGUCAGACUCAGUCACUAUAAGAACCGUGUGGAGAAGCAGCGGGCGGGCAGCGCACUGAGCGCGCCCAGACUGGACAACCAGGCCGGCUGCAAGACGGAGCGCCUGCACGGCCUCUCAGGACCCUACGACAAGAACUACAGCCGCAAGAGGGUACGGGAGCCGUCGCUGGACCGGACCGACACCUCCCCAAAACUGUUCCUAGACUCGAGCAGCCCCUGCUCCACGCUGCCCAACAUGCACCCGGCGCUCCACAGUCCCCUGACCCGCCAGCUGUCCACGUCCUCGGAGAACUCCACGCCGCUCGGGCCCGGCAGCGUCUCCGGCACACCACUGCAGCCAAUCAAACGGCGGCGAGGCGAAAGCUCCUUCGACAUCAACAACAUCGUGAUCCCCAUGUCUGUGGCCGCCACCACCCGGGUGGAGAAGCUGCAGUACAAAGAGAUCCUGACGCCCAGUUGGCGGUCGGUGGACAUUUUCUCUCAGCCAAUCACUGAAGAGGAGAACGAACGAGAGGUGGAGGACCUCUCGGAGGCAGCCUUCAUCCAGCUCCACCAGCCCUACGAGGACCAGGAGCGGUCCCGCUGGACCUGGAUGGCCCUGGCUCCGGCCAAGAGGAGGGGCAGCAGGUCCUAUAAGUCUGUGGACGGGAGGACCACCCCCCUGCUGUACGGGACCAACCCUCCCACCCCCCAGCCUGCGUCCCCGGACCCCGGACACUAUCCCUCGCUCCACGAUUACAGCCACGUGCUGUCCCCCAUGAGCCCGGCCAGCCCCGACGCCUCGUCCAACCCCCACACGCCGUGCUCCAGGGACUCGCACAGACUGCUGUCCAACGAGGACACGAGGUGCUCCACGCCGGACUUCACCUUCGAGGAACGGACGGUGGCGCCGUGGGAGCGCCGUAGCUUCCCCAUGCCGGAGGACCCGGCCCUGGAGCCCGACCCGGUGGUCCGACCCCGGGUGCGCAGCAUCUCCGGCUGCCGAGCGGCGCCGUACGGCCGCCUGGACUCUGACGACUCGGAGCUGCCCUGCGACGACGACAGUGGGUCCAAACUCAGAAGCUCCACCCACCGAUGAGUGACGGACAGCUGGGCGGGGCCAGCCCCGCCCACACGCAGCUCCUCCGGCAUUAACGAGCAGAACCUGGACGCUGACUCGGAUCUAAAAUGGGUUCCUGUUGUUUGAUAUUCAAACACCAGAAUAAUUUCACAGUUUUUAGUGAACUUUAUGGAGAUAGAAGCCUUUCCCUUCACUUUGUCACAAAGAAAAAAAGCUAAGUGUAAUUUAAAAAAGUAUAAAACACGUUUAAAGAGUUCUGUAGUGGCUGAACGAUGUACAUGGGGGCUCCGUGGUGUUUCAUACGUGGCGUGAAACUCGUAGCGCACGAUGUAGCCGACUCCUCAAAACAUGGCCAAAGGGUGUUUUCUAUAGUUUGCUUGUAAAUCCCCAUGUACAUUUUUAGUGGAGUGACAAACAAAAACAGGAAAACAAUUUAAAAAAAAAAAAAAACCACCCCCUCUCCCCAUCAGAUCCAGGUCCAUCUGACCCCCCUCCCACCACCAGAGGGCGCCUGAGCACUUCUCUCUAACUGCCAAGUCUCUUUCGCUUUUUGUUUCCAUUCCUGUUUGUUUGUUUGUUUAUUGCUCCUGUUGGUUCAGUAACAUUUUUUAUUUGUUUAUGGAGUAAAAUCAUUCCUCCGGUCCGUUGUGGGGGGGCUCCUCGUUCAGAUGGGGGGGCUCCUCCUUUUCGUUGCUCGCCUGGCAGAACGCUGCUGCAUGUUGAGGAGAAACAUUUAAUCUGAUCACAGUAAUCCCAGCUAAUCUCACCGGACGUGGCUGUAAAUCAAACUGUUCCUGCUUUUUACUGAACUCCAAGUGUAGCAGCCGUCAGACGCUCAGGUCGUUCCUUCUGAUCAGAACCGGGUCUGUCUCUGGCCCCGCCCCCUCCACUUUAAAUUGCUAUGCAAAAAAUCAAAAACAAACAAAAAAAUCUUUUGUUUCUCACCACAGCCAUUCACUGUUCUUUUUUUUUUUUUGUAGUUCCAGAUGUGGAUGUUCCCGUCGGGUUGUUGCAGCAGUUAACCUAAUCAAACAGCUGAGUUUCCUUUUUGUGUAAAUAGUCCUAUUAAAACAUUUAUGUUUAACUCGGCCCGCUGUCCCGCCUCAGUCAUUGACCCACUCGACUCUUUGAAGCGUUUAUUUCAAAUACACAAACAUCAGGAACCAGUUUCAUUAACGGCACGAGAACAACCAC